Molecule: messenger RNA, 2322 nt
Organism: Oncorhynchus keta (chum salmon)
Lineage: Eukaryota; Metazoa; Chordata; Actinopteri; Salmoniformes; Salmonidae
Exons: 2
Coding region: 1-1785 (594 amino acids)
Source: RefSeq, a predicted model, not a curated record
AUGGGAGGAGGUGUGGACCAGUCAGACGCUCUGAUAGGCUACAACAAGAGCACGGGAGGAGGUGUGGACCAGUCAGACGCUCUGAUAGGCUACAACAAGAGCACGGGAGGAGGUGUGGACCAGUCAGACGCUCUGAUAGGCUACAACAAGAGCAUGGGAGGAGGUGUGGACCAGUCAGACGCUCUGAUAGGCUACAACAAGAGCAUGGGAGGAGGUGUGGACCAGUCAGACGCUCUGAUAGGCUACAACAAGAGCAUGGGAGGAGGUGUGGACCAGUCAGACGCUCUGAUAGGCUACAACAAGAGCAUGGGAGGAGGUGUGGACCUGUCAGACGCUCUGAUAGGCUACAACAAGAGCAUGGGAGGAGGUGUGGACCAGUCAGACGCUCUGAUAGGCUACAACAAGAGCAUGGGAGGAGGUGUGGACCUGUCAGACGCUCUGAUAGGCUACAACAAGAGCAUGGGAGGAGGUGUGGACCAGUCAGACGCUCUGAUAGGCUACAACAAGAGCAUGGGAGGAGGUGUGGACCAGUCAGACGCUCUGAUAGGCUACAACAAUGUUCUCCACAAGACAAUGAAAUGGUGCAGGACAUUGUUCUAUCACUACAGGACAUUGUUCUAUCACUUCAUUGACAUGGCUGUGGUGAAUGCAUUCGUCCUUCAUGAGGAAAUGGCUAAGAGCUGUGGACAGACCUCCAUGACACCUCUGGCCUUCAGAGAGCAGCUCAUCCGGGAGCCACUGCAGCACCUUCUGUCCGCUCUACUCCUGUCCCCUCUACUCCUGUCCCCUCUACUCCUGUCCCCUCUACUCCUGUCUCCUCUACUCCUGUCCGCUCUACUCCUGUCCCCUCUACUCCUGUCCCCUCUACUCCUGUCCCCUCUACUCCUGUCCCCUCUACUCCUGUCCCUCUACUCCUGUCCCCUCUACUCCUGUCCCCUCUACUCCUGUCCGCUCUACUCCUGUCCGCUCUACUCCUGUCCCCUCUACUCCUGUCCGCUCUACUCCUGUCCCCUCUACUCCUGUCCCCUCUACUCCUGUCCCCUCUACUCCUGUCCGCUCUACUCCUGUCCCCUCUACUCCUGUCCGCUCUACUCCUGUCCGCUCUACUCCUGUCCGCUCUACUCCUGUCCCCUCUACUCCUGUCCCCUCUACUCCUGUCCCCUCUACUCCUGUCCGCUCUACUCCUGUCCCCUCUACUCCUGUCCCCUCUACUCCUGUCCGCUCUACUCCUGUCCCCUCUACUCCUGUCCGCUCUACUCCUGUCCCCUCUACUCCUGUCCCCUCUACUCCUGUCCCCUCUACUCCUGUCUGCUCUACUCCUGUCCCCUCUACUCCUGUCCCCUCUACUCCUGUCCCCUCUACUCCUGUCCCCUCUACUCCUGUCCGCUCUACUCCUGUCCCCUCUACUCCUGUCCCCUCUACUCCUGUCCGCUCUACUCCUGUCCCCUCUACUCCUGUCCCCUCUACUCCUGUCCCCUCUACUCCUGUCCCCUCUACUCCUGUCCCCUCUACUCCUGUCCCCUCUACUCCUGUCCCCUCUACUCCUGUCCCCUCUACUCCUGUCCCCUCUACUCCUGUCCCCUCUACUCCUGUCCCCUCUACUCCUGUCCCCUCUACUCCUGUCCCCUCUACUCCUGUCCGCUCUACUCCUGUCCCCUCUACUCCUGUCCCCUCUACUCCUGUCCCCUCUACUCCUGUCCCCUCUACUCCUGUCACCAGUGGUGUUCACCUGCCACAGGAAAUCUCCCAUCGCCUGCACUAUUUGUGCUGUUACCCUCUGUUUGACAGCAGAAAGAGACUCUGCUAUGGGACUUGGCAUCAGCAGCACAGUCCUGUGUAGAUGACUGUGGGUUUAAAAAUCCCAAUAAAUGUAAUUGUUUUUUUUUUUCCUUCUCACUUUGUGGUGCGUUUAUGACAUUGGGUCAGUGUUGGCUGCUAACUUGGCCCUUAUCUUAAAUAGUUCUUCUGUGUUGGGAGGCGUUGGAUCAGUGUUCUCGUCUCAUGCUAGUACCUUUUACGUAGAGAAGCUAAUGAUCCAUCAUGUUUGACAUUCCUGGGUGUGUGUCAACGUAGUUUAUGUUUUUAUUGCCAUAGCAUUUUAGUAUGUUCUCUAUAGUCAUUAACUUUUGGGCAAACUCGUGAAGGACACCUGGGAAAACUUCAUACUAAAAUAUGAUGGAGCGCUCUCAUUCUUCAAUGUAUCAGUCGGACACUGUGAACACACACUGCUGCCAUGUUGUGGCCAACAGCUAAAUGAUCCUGUCAGCUUCCUGUUUCAAUGUAAAAGGCCUUUUGCAUUUCAACGAUGAUCAAAUAAAAAUA